AUGUGUAGAAACCAGACAGAUUGGGAUAGCCCUCUUCCAGAGAACUUGAGACCUAGAUGGAGAUGUUGGAGAAAUGAUCUUGAGCAGCUUGGUUCCUUGGAAAUCAAGAGAUGUCUAAAACUGGAGAACUUUGGGGAUGUUGUUGUAGCUGAGCUACACCAUUUCUCAGAUGCGAGCACUAUUGGGUAUGGCCAGUGCUCAUAUCUUCGUCUCAUCGAUGACAAGCAGCAAGUACACUGCUCCUUAGUUAUGGCAAAAUCCAGGGUCACGCCACUCAAGCCCGUAACCGUACCUCGUUUGGAACUUACUGCUGCGCUCAUUUCUGUUAAGGUCAGCUCCCAACUUCUAGAAGAGCUUGAAAUCAGUAAUAUUGUUGAAUGGUUCUGGACAGAUAGCACUGUUGUUCUUGGAUACAUUGCUAAUGAUUCCCGACGAUUUCAUGUUUUUGUUGCCAACAGACUUCAACAGAUUCGUGAUCACACAGAACCAUAUCAGUGGAACUAUAUCAGUUCAGCAGAGAAUCCAGCAGACAUGGCAUCACGUGGUGUUACAGCUGAUGAGUUACGAAAGAGGAAAGAAUGGUUCAGAGGACCCAAGUUUCUAUGGGAGUCCAGUUUACCAUUUACUGGUCAGCCUGUCAGCAAGCCAACUAUAUCUGACGAUGACUCAGAG
Messenger RNA from Saccostrea cuccullata (small rock oyster), 672 nucleotides. RefSeq lists its product as uncharacterized. The transcript has a single exon. The record is from RefSeq and is a predicted model, not a curated record. The annotation marks the transcript as partial. NCBI's taxonomy places the organism in Eukaryota, Metazoa, Mollusca, Bivalvia, Ostreida, Ostreidae.